GCAGCAAUACUCUCUCUGGCAGUGUACCUCAGGGUAAUAUCAAUCUCCACCCUGUGUAGCCAUUAUUGUUUAUCUCGUUUGUAUCAAUGAAUUGUAUAAAAUUAAAACGGAGCAGGUUCUAACUUGUCUUUAUGAUUGUCUUCUGCAUGGAAAUGCAGCUUUGAAGAGACCGAAUGCUGGGUUCCAAUACGAAAACAAUCCAGCUUUGUGCGGCUACAGGGUUUUCCAAUCGGAAGGAAUGUACUGAUUCAAGGAAGACGGUUACAGACAGACCUGAACCAAUCUAUCCUGCAAAAAAACAGAAAAUUGGGAGUGCUUUUGAUGCUUCAGAUAGUCGGCUUAGUACUGACCAGGUGAAGGAGGUUUACAGAAGGAGUGCCUCUCCCCUAAUCAGCUUAGAGUAUUCGAAUGGAUGGGAUCCUCUAGACAAAGGUCGAAAUGGAAAUGGGUUUUCGCAGGAAGUUUUUGAGAGCUUCGUGUUCAAUUUAGGAGAAGUCGAGGGUGCUACACAGUGUUUUUUGGAGGUGAAUUUAUUGGGGAAAAGCAACUUCUCAGCCAUCUACAAGGGGUUCCUCAGAGAUGGUUCUUUUGUUGCUAUAAAAUGCAUUGCCAAGACAAGCUGCAAAUCUGAUGAAGCUGAGUUUUUGAAGGGGUUAAAAAUUUUGACCUCAUUGAAUCAUGAAAAUGUAGUGAGGUUAAGAGGUUUUUGCUGUUCAAAAGGCCGAGGUGAAUGUUAUCUCAUCUAUGAUUUUAUGUCAAAUGGAAACCUUUUGCAGUAUCUGGAUGUGAAGCAGGGAAGUGGCUAUGUUCUUGUAUGGUCCACCAGAAUCUCUAUUAUUAACGGCAUUGCCGAAGGUAUUGAGUAUUUACAUGGAAGCAAGGGAAACAAGCCUGCUCUUGUUCACCAGAAUAUAUCCGCAGAGAAGGUGCUUAUUGACAGAAAGUAUAAUCCUUUGCUCUCCUAUUCAGGCUUACACAAACUCCUUGCGGAUGAUGUAGUCUUCUCCACUCUCAAGGCUAGUGCUGCCAUGGGAUACCUCGCUCCUGAGUACACAACUACAGGUCGUUUUACUGAAAAGAGCAAUGUAUAUGCAUUUGGAAUGAUUGUCCUUCAGAUCCUUAGUGGAAAACGUAAGGUCACUCAAUUCAUCACCCGCCAAGUAUCUGAGGCUAGCAGAUGUGAAGAUUUCAUCGACACAAAUCUCGAAGGGAAGUUCUCAGAAUCUGAGGCAGCUAAACUUGUGAAAAUUGCUCUGCUUUGUACCCACGAAUCUCCUAACCACAGGCCAUCCAUGGACAAUGUGAUGCAAGAACUGAGUGGAUUGGUUGGCAGUUCUUAAAUUCCUAGGGAAGUCUGAAGUCAUUGCCUUGUCUUGAGGCAAGUUUCAACUAUUUCUAACAUUUGUUUAUUUUUUUCGUAUUUAUUUCUAACAUAUGGUUGAUGUUGGAUGUUGGCUACUAAAUGUAUCUAAUGACAUGUUCUUUUCCCAAGGACUGUGUCAACCUGAUCAUGGCUGUAAUUUGUGGGUGGGAAGAGAAAUGUGGCUACUAUGUAGAACUCCACCCUUGUAAUCGUGUUAGCUUAAUUUUAGUUAUUUGAAACAAAAUUGUUACUGAUUU
This is a messenger RNA of Rubroshorea leprosula, 1620 nucleotides long. NCBI's taxonomy places the organism in Eukaryota, Viridiplantae, Streptophyta, Magnoliopsida, Malvales, Dipterocarpaceae. The record is from the annotation of a GenBank genome assembly.